AUUUUAAUGCUCUCCGGAAUUGGACCAAAAAAUAAUUUAGAAGACAAUAAUAUCAAAGUUCGCAAAGAAUUACCAGUUGGACGUAAUUUGUGGGAUCAUCCUUCAUGUUGCAUUACUGCCACAGUUUCUGUUCCAAAUAGCACAAGUGCUUCUAAAUUGAAUUAUUCAAGUUUUGGAGUAGAUUUGGCAAUUUUACACAAAGGCAAUAGUCAAGGAAAGGUUCCUAGUGAAAACGAAUUCCUUGAUGAACGUCCUGAUAUUCAAAUUUUUGCGGAAGCAUUCUUAUUUGAUUAUACUAUUCUUGCAAACCAUCCAACGGAAGAAAAAGAAUUUUAUUCUAUGUUAUCGUCUCUUAAUAUUCCAUCAAGUGUUGGCCAUUUGGAAUUAC
Messenger RNA from Racocetra persica, 388 nucleotides. Lineage: Eukaryota; Fungi; Glomeromycota; Glomeromycetes; Diversisporales; Gigasporaceae. The record is from the annotation of a GenBank genome assembly.